Owenia fusiformis is the source of this 1214-nucleotide messenger RNA. The record is from the annotation of a GenBank genome assembly. NCBI's taxonomy places the organism in Eukaryota, Metazoa, Annelida, Polychaeta, Sabellida, Oweniidae.
GUGGUAUUGUCCAUCCUAGUUGUCAUUGGUCAAAGAAUUGUGUUGAUUAGCUUAUAACACGACUUCUUGAGCUACACCGUAUCAGUCGAAGCUGUCUAGUCGAGAAACUCUGAAUACCUCUUAGCUAAACGUUCUACAACAGCAGCAGUAGUAGUAGCAGCAAGAAAAGUUGACAAAGAAGUUGGAUAUCUAAAAAAAGUUAAACAUGUCUACAGACAGUAAAACCAAAGUGACCUGCAGCAGUGUGGCCGUAUUUCAGAUCAGUGAAACAGUCCACAUUGAUGUUAAGAAAGGUGACUACAGCAAACCGUUUCUACUAUUACAAGAGAGGAGUUGGAGUAGUGAGUUUAACACGUACGGCUUUAACAGUGUGCUGCUCACAGUGUGUCAGUGGAACUCCUUAAAAAACAACUUUAAAAACAUUCAAGAGUUUGUAACAUGUGUCAAAAGUGGUCAAAAGUCGGAAAUGGCUAUGGACUUGGGCGAGCGAAAACUGUUAAAAGCCAUAGUAAAAGCAACGACUGCUGAUGACAUUGCUGUACUACUAAGACGUGUAAGAAGUACGCCAGACAGUAGCGGCGCAAUGUCUGCCUGCGUAACCCUGUCAUUGCAAGACUUCGAGAAACUUCAGAACUGGACGUACGUGGUGGACAGCUGCAUCAAGGACCAUUCAGAUGUACCCAUUAUUGAUAGUAUAUCAGACCCUAGUCAAUAUAAGUCACCAGGUCUCACUAAGUCCAGUGGGCUACCACCUAAACUUAGACCCUUCAAGUUAAAGAUGCCAAAGGCGUAUAGUAACAGUGAAACACAAACCACGGCCGAUGCCUCAACACAGACGGUGCCCCCCACACCUACUGAGGACCUCAAAGACCCAUUUCAAACGAUGAUGCCUACAUAUUCGGCGUUCAAUGGCGAUGGCUACGGCGGAGGCAUGCCAUCCCCAGCAGGUUUCAAUGUUGACUUUUCCAGUGUAAACAUUAAUGACUAUACACCACUGGCUACACCAGAGGACUUUGCAUGUGGAAGUAGUGUGGAUGAUUAUAGACCUUUUGGGUAUUAUAGCCCAAUUUCGCCAACUAUGUAACCGACUACUGAUAACUGAGUGACUCUUGGCAUAACCUAUGUUGAACAUAUCGAGUUGGUGUAGGAGUUUAUAGUAACAUAAGCAUCUCUGGCAUUAUAUUGUAAAUAGAAAUGUGUAAUAAAUAUUAACA